Molecule: messenger RNA, 864 nt
Organism: Musa acuminata AAA Group (dessert banana)
Lineage: Eukaryota; Viridiplantae; Streptophyta; Magnoliopsida; Zingiberales; Musaceae
Product: mediator of RNA polymerase II transcription subunit 15a-like
Exons: 4
Coding region: 231-593 (120 amino acids)
Biological process (GO): regulation of DNA-templated transcription
Molecular function (GO): transcription coactivator activity; chromatin DNA binding
Source: RefSeq, a predicted model, not a curated record
GCUGCUGUGUAUAUGUUUGAAGGGAAUCCCCCACCGCACUUCCUCCCUUCCCCCAAAGCUUUCUUUCUACGCCCCCCCUCUCUCUCUCGGCUCUUCGCACGUUUCUCGCUCGUCCUCGGCAACCCACUUUUUCGUUGUUGCCGGAUCGAUUUCCCCGCGGAUUCCUAUCUCCUUUGAUUUCCCCGGCUCUGAGAUCUCAAUUUGAGUGGUGCGUGCUUUAGAUCCUUCCGAUGGAGGGGAAUAGUUGGAGGCCGGCUCAGGGGGAGAGCGCCGCCGCGUCGGAUGGGGGAUCCGGCGACUGGAGGACCCAACUCCACCCGGAGGCGCGGCAAAGGAUUGUAAAUAGCAUAAUGGAAACUUUGAAGAGGCAUCUGCCUAUCUCUGUGUCCGAGGGCUUAAUUGAACAUCAGAAAAUUGCUACUCGGUUUGAGGAGAAGAUAUAUACUGCAGCUUCUGAUCGGUUUGAUUAUUUGAGGAAAAUUUCUCUAAAAAUGCUUUCAAUGGAGAAUAAGUCUCAGCAUUCUGCUUCAAUUAACCCUUUAAUAUCCAACAGCGCAGUUCUCAACCAAAAUUCUGCAGACCCAGAUUGCUAAGACACUAGGAUUGCCACUGAAAAGUAGCUGCUACGAAGCUUUUAACUUGAGGUGGAGCCUUGGAUCAAGAAGCAACUGGCAACGGGAUAUAAGAGUAAUCGCUUCAUGUUUCUGGUGUAAACUCAAUAAAUGUUUGUAAAUCAAUUACUUAUUUACACACCUUUUUAAACUUGUUUGGAAAUUGCAAUUGAAUAUAAACGUAGUGAAGUACAGCAUUAGACUGAUAUGCUACAUUAUUGUGAUAACUAAAAGUGGACAGACUUGUCAAAUA